Messenger RNA from Fonsecaea monophora, 4710 nucleotides. RefSeq lists its product as hypothetical. Lineage: Eukaryota; Fungi; Ascomycota; Eurotiomycetes; Chaetothyriales; Herpotrichiellaceae. Gene Ontology annotation, biological process: transmembrane transport. The record is from RefSeq and is a predicted model, not a curated record. Gene Ontology annotation, molecular function: ABC-type transporter activity; ATP binding; ATP hydrolysis activity. Gene Ontology annotation, cellular component: membrane. The transcript has 2 exons. Bases 1 to 4710 code for a protein of 1569 amino acids.
AUGUCUCUCGUAGGUAAUUUCACCUCCAACUACGACAACAGUGCCGGGAGACAAGGCCCAGGGCUUUUGGGACACUACCGCAGGGAAUCACACGACGAGCCCAACGGCCCGUCACGGGUAAAAUCUCACGAGAGUCGUCGCUCCAUAGCCAUGGAGGAUUCAGCCUCUGCACACCACGGUGCCAGUCACGAGCGUCGCACGAGCUCGGCGGGCAUGGAAGAAAAACCGGCGGGCGACCAAUCUCGAAGUUCGGAGAACGAAGAGGAUGAGGAUGUUCACGUCAGAUAUCUGGCUCGACAGUUCUCACGAACGUCCACCAAGACUGAGGAUGCCAAUCCCUUUCACGCUGCGCCAGGCUCUUCCCUAGAUCCCACUUCCGAGAAUUUCUCAACCCACGACUGGAUCAAGGCUCUGUUUAAUUUGCAGAACAAAGACGACCGGUUCCUUGCCAGGACCGCCGGAGUGGCGUUCCGCAACCUGAGCGCCCACGGUUUCGGAUCGGCGACUGACUACCAGAAGACAGUCGGCAAUGCCCCGCUACAGAUCCUCGGCAUGGCUCGCAAGCUCCUGAACAUUGGACAACGCAGAAUCGACAUCCUUCGAGGAUUCGACGGACUGGUGAACCAUGGUGAAAUGCUCGUCGUUCUCGGGCCUCCUGGGUCGGGCUGCUCGACGUUCCUCAAGACACUCGCAGGCGAAACACACGGUUUCGUCGUCGACGAGGAUUCAUACGUCAAUUACCAGGGGAUUCCUUUUGAUCAGAUGCACAAGCACUUCCGCGGCGAGGCCAUCUACACCGCUGAACAGGACAUCCACUUUCCCCAGUUGACGGUCGGUGACACUCUUUACUUUGCCGCACGUGCAAGAGCACCGAGACAUCGACCUGGAAACGUUUCCGCCCACGAAUACGCGUGCCAUAUGCGAGACGUUAUUAUGGCAACUUUUGGCAUCCGACACACCUUCAACACUCGCGUGGGCAACGACUUCAUCCGGGGUGUCAGUGGAGGCGAGAGGAAACGUGUCAGUAUCGCCGAAGCCACGCUGAACAUGUCGCCUCUUCAAUGUUGGGACAACAGCACCCGUGGUUUGGACAGUGCCAACGCCAUUGAGUUCUGUAAAACGCUGCGUCUCUCGACUGAGAUCCUCAACAACACGGCCGCGGUGGCUAUCUACCAGGCUCCCCAGGCAGCUUACGACCUCUUCGACAAGGUUAUUGUACUUUAUGAGGGACGGCAGAUCUAUUUCGGGCGGACCGUGGAUGCCAAAGACUACUUUGUCCGUCUUGGCUUCCAAUGCCCCGAGCGACAGACCACCGCCGACUUCUUGACGUCCAUGACGAGCGCCCAAGAACGAAUCGUCCGCGAAGGCUUUGAGAACCGGGUUCCACGGACCCCCGACGACUUUGCGAAGGCCUGGAAAGAGUCGCCGGAACGUGCGCAACUACUGAAAGAGAUUGAAGACUUUGACCAGAGGCAUCCCCUUGGCGGUGAGGAUCUGAACCGCUUCAAGGAAUCAAGAAGACUGCAGCAAGCGAAGCGGCAACGCGUGUCGUCGCCCUACACGCUGUCGUACGGUCAACAGGUCAAACUCUGUCUCUGGCGAGGAUUCCGCAGGUUGAAGGCCGACCCGAGCUUGACGUUGACUUCUAUCAUCGGAAACAACGUCUUUGCCCUGAUCAUCGGUUCCAUCUUCUACAACCUCGACGACACCACCAACUCGUUCUACUCGCGCGGCGCCUUGCUCUUCUUUGCCAUUCUCAUCAACGCCUUCAGCUCUGCCUUGGAAAUCCUGACGCUGUAUGCGCAACGGCCGAUCGUCGAGAAGCACCAACGGUACGCGCUGUAUCACCCGUCGACCGAGGCAUACGCUUCCAUGUUGACGGACAUGCCGUACAAGAUUAGCAAUGCCAUCAUCUUCAACAUCACCUUGUAUUUCAUGACCAAUCUCCGCAGAGAGCCCGGCGCAUUCUUCUUCUUCCUCCUCAUUUCCUUCACCUUGACGCUGGUCAUGAGUAUGCUGUUUCGAACGAUCGCCUCGGUCUCCCGCACCUUGAGUCAAGCUUUGGCACCGGCCGCCAUUCUCAUCCUCGCCAUCGUCAUCUACACCGGUUUUGCCAUCCCAGUCAACUAUAUGCUUGGCUGGGCACGCUGGAUCAACUACCUCGACCCGGUCGCGUAUGGUUUCGAGUCGCUGAUGAUCAACGAGUUCUCCGGACGGAAUUUCGACUGCGCCUUCUUCGUGCCCUCCGGUCCUGGGUACGGGGAUUCAAACCACGUCUGCGCCACGGUGGGAUCUCGGCCCGGUCAGUCCUUUGUCAACGGCGACGACUUUAUCAACAGCAACUACAAAUACUACGCGUCCCACAGGUGGAGGAAUUUCGGCAUCUUGAUCGCAUUCCUAAUCUUUCUGUUCUGCACCUACCUGAUCUCAGCCGAGUUCGUCCAGGCUAAGAAAUCCAAAGGCGAAGUCCUGGUUUUCCGUCGCGGUCAGACUCCCCCUGCGCUGAGACUGAAGCUCCCUCAUGACGCCGAGACCGGCGAUGUCGCGACAGCCGCCCCGGUGGAGAGGGUCAAAACCGCUGAGGACAUGUCAUCCGUCAUUCAGAAACAAACGGCCAUCUUCCAGUGGCGCGACGUCUGCUACGAUAUUUCGGUGAAAGGUGGCCAACGUCGGCUCUUGGAUCACGUCGAUGGCUGGGUCAAACCGGGCACCUUGACUGCCUUGAUGGGCGUGUCCGGGGCUGGAAAGACGACGCUCCUCGACGUCCUGGCCACCCGUGUGACUAUGGGAGUUAUCUCCGGCGAGAUGCUGGUCGACGGUCGCCAGCGAGACGAGUCUUUCCAACGCAAAACCGGCUACGUGCAACAACAAGAUCUUCACUUGGAGACGUCGACGGUGCGAGAAGCCUUGAACUUCAGCGCUCUCCUCCGUCAACCCGCACAUAUCCCACGGCAGGAGAAACUGGACUACGUCGACGAGAUCAUCAAAAUUCUCGACAUGUCCGAGUACGCCGACGCCGUUGUGGGUGUCCCCGGUGAAGGCCUCAACGUGGAGCAACGCAAACGGUUGACCAUCGGCGUGGAAUUGGCGGCGAAGCCAGAACUGCUGCUCUUCCUCGACGAACCUACCUCUGGUCUCGACUCUCAGACCUCGUGGUCCAUCCUCGAUCUCCUCGAGAAGCUGAAACAGAACGGACAGGCCAUUCUCUGCACCAUCCAUCAGCCUUCAGCGAUGCUCUUCCAGCGCUUUGACCGGCUCCUUUUCCUCGCCAGCGGCGGAAAGACCGUCUACUUCGGGCCCGUUGGGCAUUCGUCGAAGAUACUCAUCAACUACUUUGAACGCAACGGCGCCCAUCAGUGCCCGCCCGACGCGAAUCCCGCCGAGUGGAUGUUGGAGGUCAUCGGCGCCGCACCUGGUUCACACACCGAGAUCGAUUGGGUCGAGACGUGGCGCACGUCGCCGGAGUAUAGGGAUGUACACGCCGAGCUCUCUCAAAUGAAGGCAGAGCGUUGUCAACUUGCCCGGACGGUCUCGAACCGGGCCAGCAAAGCCAGCUAUCGCGAGUUCGCCGCUCCGUUCUACGUGCAGCUCUACGAGGUUCUGAAGCGUGUCUUUCAGCAAUACUGGCGUACGCCUUCCUACAUUUACAGCAAACUGUCUCUCUGUAUCGCUUCUGGUCUCUUCAUCGGCUUCUCCUUCUUCAAGGCCAGGAACACGCAGCAAGGUCUCCAGAACCAGAUGUUCGGCAUCUUCAUGUUGAUGACCAUCUUCGGCCAGCUCGUGCAGCAAAUCAUGCCGUUGUUCGUGACUCAACGUUCACUCUACGAGGUCCGCGAACGACCCAGCAAGACGUAUUCGUGGCAGGCAUUCAUGAUGAGCAACAUCAUCGUCGAGCUGCCCUGGUCCACACUCUGCGCCAUCCUCAUCUACUUCACCUGGUACUACCCGAUUGGCCUGUACAGGAAUGCGGAACCGACAGACGCCGUCCACGUACGUGGCGCGUUGAUGUUCCUGCUGAUCCUGGCCUUCUUGCUCUUUACGUCGACGUUUGCACACAUGGUCAUUGCGGCCAUCGAGACGGCGGAGACGGGAGGCAACAUCGCCAACAUGACCUUCUCGCUCACCUUGGUCUUUUGCGGUGUCCUCGUCGGCCCCAAGGCGCUCCCCGGUUUCUGGAUUUUCAUGUACCGCGUCUCGCCCUUUACAUAUCUCAUUGACGGCAUGCUCAGCACGUCCGUUGCGCACACCACCGUCACCUGUGCCGCCAACGAGUAUCUCCAUUUCCCAGCCCCCGCGGGCCAGACGUGUGCCGAGUAUAUGAGAGACUACAUGGCCGUCGCCGGCGGAUACCUGCAAAACCCCUCGGGCAGCAAUUGCACCUACUGCCAGAUCGCGACUACCGACGACUUCCUGGCCACCGUCUCCUCCAACCCGGACCACAUGUGGCGCAACUUCGGCCUGAUGUGGCCGUACAUUGUCUUCAACGUCUUCGGCGCCGUCUUCUUCUACUGGCUCGCCCGCGUGCCCAAGCGGAUGAACAAGGGGAAGAAGGAAGUUGGCACCCCGAAGGAGAGCAAAGAGGGCAGCGUGGUCGACGGGCCCGUCGAGACCGCCAAUGGAGAGAAGAGAGCAGACACCGGCGUAAGCACUGGCGCGGAGAAGGGUGCAGAUUCAGACGUCAACCCGCGGACGACGAAUGCAGAGCAUUAG